AUGGCGAAUUUAGAGGAAUCAAGCCCCCUUUUGCCAAACCAACAAGAAGAAGAACAAAUGGCACAGCCUGAAAUGAAAUCCGGGGGCACCGCUAAAACUACAGCUCCUCCGCAUGUAGAGGCGGUGAAACAAUUGCAUCCGGAGGUGCCGAUGGGCUGGCCUGCUGAUGGGCUGCCUCUGAGUGUGAUGGGUUUAUUGGGUAGUAUGGCCCCUUGCGUGCUCUAUGGAAGCAAUGUCGAGAGAGUUGGAUACACUCCUGGUACUUUUAGUAAUCACUGCUUGCCAUACACUGCUCUUUAUUUGCUUGGGAAUUCUUUUGUUGGCUGGAACUGCCUCGCACCCUGGUUUUCUUUUCCCGUUCGUUCUGCCAUUCGCAGGAAGUUUAACCUAGAGGGAAAUUGUGAGGCGCUUGCCAGAUCCUGUGGAUGUUGUGGAAGCUUUAUGGAGAAUGAGGUUCAACGUGAGCAAUUCGAAUCUGCCUGUGAUUUUGCAACUCAUGUGUUCUGCCAUGCAUGUGCCCUUUGCCAGGAAGGUCGUGAGGUUCGUCGCAGGCUUCCUCAUCCCGGAUUUAAUGCUCAACCAGUCUUGGUCAUGAUUCCGCCUGGGGAACAGGCCAUGGGUCAUGGGGUGUAA
Fraxinus pennsylvanica is the source of this 633-nucleotide messenger RNA. The record is from the annotation of a GenBank genome assembly. NCBI's taxonomy places the organism in Eukaryota, Viridiplantae, Streptophyta, Magnoliopsida, Lamiales, Oleaceae.